AUGGCCAACGCGUCGGUCGCCUGGGACCUCCCACCCCUCCCGAGUUACACCCUCUCCGUACGGCAACCAGUACUCGCCCCCAUCCCUGACAAUGUUCUGGCCUUGGCGCUUCCCAUCAUCGCCUACUGGGUGAUGUCUAUGCUCUAUCACUUUUUCGAUGUUUACGGAUACUUCGAACAAUACCGCCUACACACCCCCGCCGAGGUAUUGAAGCGCAACCGCGUGACCCGCUGGGAAGUUGUGCGCGACGUUAUCCUGCAGCAAGUGAUCCAAACAAUCGCAGGCAUGUCCGUGGCCUACUUUGAUCCCGUUGAAACAGUUGGCCGUGAGGAAUAUGACGUGGCAGUUUGGGCACAGCGACUAAGACUUGCCCAGCGGGCUAUUCCCCCCAUGCUGGCUCUGAUUGGCGUGGACGCCGCGGGUCUGGCAAAGUCAGUGUCUCAAAACGGACACACGCUGCUAGCCGGAGCUUUAGCAGGGGGUUCCUAUCCAGAUCUGCUGCAAUCGCUCAUCCUCGACAGCGGGGCCGAGGUAUCCGCGCCAGCCUUCGCUCGUUGGGAGUUGGCCUUGGCGAGCUUUAUUUACUGGUACUUAGUGCCGGCGCUUCAGUUCAUGCUUGCGAUCUCCAUCGUCGAUACUUGGCAAUACUUCCUGCAUCGGGCGAUGCACCUUAACCGGUGGCUCUAUGUGACUUUCCACUCUCGUCACCACCGACUGUACGUCCCUUACGCUUUUGGUGCCCUGUACAACCACCCUGUGGAGGGCUUCCUCUUAGACACUGCUGGCACCGGAAUUGGCUUUUUGGUUUCUGGCAUGAGCAAUCGACAAGGCAUGUGGUUCUUCACCAUGUCGACUAUCAAGACUGUUGAUGACCACUGCGGCUACGAAUUCCCCUGGGACCCCUUGCAGCACUUCACUUCGAACAACGCCGCCUACCACGACAUCCAUCACCAGAGUUGGGGCAUUAAGAGCAACUUCUCUCAACCCUUCUUUAUAUUCUGGGACCGUCUGCUCGGUACACAAUGGACAGGGGAUACCAAGUCUCGCUAUGAGCGUGCUCGAGAUACCGCUCAGAAGCAAUUGGAUCUGGACGCUGCCAAGGCUACCGAACUAGCCGAGGAAAUCGAACAUGAACCGGCGGUGGUCUCAUCCGAUGGCCCAGCAUCCCGGACUAGGCUGCGCCGGAAGACUGUUGACAGUCUAAAAGGACCAAGUCACGGAGUACCCGGCAGCGUCCUCCACAAUUAA
Messenger RNA from Penicillium odoratum, 1248 nucleotides. It is a transcript of the gene sur2, whose product is annotated as sphingosine hydroxylase. Gene Ontology annotation, biological process: lipid biosynthetic process. The transcript is spliced from 2 exons. Gene Ontology annotation, molecular function: oxidoreductase activity; iron ion binding. The record is from RefSeq and is a predicted model, not a curated record. NCBI's taxonomy places the organism in Eukaryota, Fungi, Ascomycota, Eurotiomycetes, Eurotiales, Aspergillaceae. The coding region runs from base 1 to 1248 and encodes 415 amino acids.